GAGAGGGACCAGAGGAACCAAAAAAAGAGUGAGAGUUUCAGUACCAAAUAAUCCUUACACAAAAAGAGAUGAGGUUUUCUUCAUCAAGACCCGUUUCGAGUCCGGGUCGAACCGAGAACCCGCCUCUACUCAUGCGGUUCUUGCGGACCAAAAGCAGAAGCAGAAGCCGUUCUCGUUCAAGAAGACCUAUCUUCUUCCGUCGGAAAAACGCUGCGGCUGCGGCGGAGACACAACAAGAACCAACUUCACCUAAAGUAACUUGCAUGGGUCAAGUAAGGAUACACCGAUCAAAGAAACCCAAACCCGGAACUGCUCGAGUCUCCGGAGGUGCAACGGAAAGCCGUCGCUGGAGUCGUCGGUGUGGGUGGGUUAAGAACGCUUUUUCCUGUCAUUCUUUCACCGGAAAAAUUAAACCGACUUGCUUUAGCCCUGUGUGGCGUAAAUGGAAAUCAUUUUCUCAUGCUAGUUUCUCGAGAAAAUCAGAGAAGAGAUCAAGCUCGUCUAGAAGUGAACCUAUCUUUGGCCGCUCCACAGUGGAGCCAGAGGAACCAGAAGAGACUCGAAAAGAAGAAAACCAAGAAGAAGAAGAAGAAGAAGCAAGUUCAUGUAAAUCUUUCACAGCUACACCACCGAGAAACGCUUUUUUACUAACUCGAUGUAGAUCUGCACCGUAUAGAUCUCCGUCAUUAGCUAAUAGUUUCUUUGAAGAUCAAGAAGAGAUAAAGGAAACUCCUUUCCGACGACACGCUUCGUCGGAAAAUGUAUCAGUUUCGGAAGAACCGAAGACGAGCGUUACAGAAACAAUAGAUGAUUCAAGAAGAGAAUCAGCGGCGAGUGAAGAACCAAAACGAAGCGUUUUGGGAUCACCACGACAGUGUCUGGUACUCACGCGCUGUAACUCGGAGCCAGCGAGAAUCGGAGAGAAACUCGUCCCCGAUAUGGGUUAUCGACAGAACCCAAGUAGUAAACACCGGAAAACUCAAAACGACGGCGGAGAAAGAACAAUUCCGAUCAAUCCAGUUCAAACCCAUGUCGUUAAUCAAGUCCCUGAGCAUCGUAAACAUCAAAUCCUAACACCCAAACCCAUGAAACAAGCAAUCCUUCAACAGAUUUCAACGCCGUCUUCAAACCCAAUCUCAGUUCGAGAUCCAUAUACGAUUUUAGGUCUAUUGUCAAUGUUUGGUAGUCGACAGCAUGGAGCAGGAGUUGAUGUCUGGGCUGCAGGUUGUAUCUUUGCUGAGCUAUUACUUCGUAGACCAUUUCUUCCGGGUUCUACUGAAAUUGAUCAACUUGGGAAGAUCUUUGUCUUGAUCAAAGAGAGAGAUCGUCUUGUCCAAAUUGAUCUUGCGUUAAUUUCUAAGCACAAUAUGGCGGCAGAAGAUAGCCGUGAAGCUCAACGAGGCGACGAACAUGAGGAAUCGAGUCCUCUCUUGCAGGGAAAAGAGAACGACGGCAAGAUCUGCUCGAAAGGAGAUGCCAAGGCGGCGUCGCUUGUGCCUCCUCCCGCGGUGGAGGAAUACGGUUGGACGGCGGAUGGAUUGCCGGUGAGUCAGGGGAGCGUGAUUGGCGAGCCGAUCAGGAGAAACCAGUGGAAUUCGGGUCUCUUUACCUGUUUAGGCCGCAAUGAUGAAUUUUGCAGCAGCGAUCUCGAAGUUUGUCUUCUUGGAAGUGUGGCUCCAUGUGUGUUGUAUGGAACUAAUGCAGAGAGACUUGGGUCUGCUCCGGGAACAUUUUCAAACCAUUGCUUGACGUAUUUGGGAUUGUACUUUGUUGGUAAUUCUUUGUUUGGCUGGAACUGCCUUGCUCCAUGGUUCUCUUAUUCUAGCCGUUCUGCUAUUCGCCGCAAGUUUAACCUUGAGGGAAGCUUUGAGGCUAUGAACAGAUCGUGUGGUUGCUGCGGUAGCUGCAUAGAGGACGAGAUGCAAAGGGAACACUUGGAGACAACUUGUGACUUUGUGACACAUGUCCUUUGCCAUACAUGUGCCCUUUGCCAAGAAGGACGUGAGCUCCGCAGGAAGGUUCUCCACCCGGGUUUCAAUGCUCAGUCCACCGUGGUCAUGAUGCCACCUAGAGAGCAAACCAUGGGUCGUAAAUGAAGCUUGCUUUGAGUUGAGUGGUAUAAGUAGCACUUGUAUUAUUGUAUACACGUUGGUAAAACAAGUGUCUUGUGUGGAACUUGAACCUUUAUAUUGUCUUUUGCUUACUUUUUUUUGGAAUAAAACCUUCUAUGGAUG
Molecule: messenger RNA, 2234 nt
Organism: Arabidopsis arenosa
Lineage: Eukaryota; Viridiplantae; Streptophyta; Magnoliopsida; Brassicales; Brassicaceae
Source: the annotation of a GenBank genome assembly